AGAUUGUAGCAGAGACUGUCCUGGCAGACGGAAGGUUGCACGCAGGACGACAGCUUGGAUUAACAAGUAGCAGCGAUUCCUCCCGUAAGCCAUCAUCUUCUUCUGUGCGGGCCGAGCCCACACAAAUGGUGAGUCGCAGCUCGUCGCGGUCGCCCAAAAAAAAAGAGGGCAUGUCCCCUCCACAUGCUCAGAUGAUGGUGAUGGAAGAGUGGCGCAACAAGCAAGAACAGCGUCCGGGUCCAGCAAACAAAAUGCGUCCUGCAGGGGAGGAGGUUUUUAACGCAGAUAAAAGCAGAGAAGAUGACGAGGACGAGCAGCUGGUGCGGCCGGAGGCAGCUGUAGACCUGACCACAGGAGUAGGAGCGACGGAACGCAGGACCCCCAGCACCCAGCUUGAGGGUAUGCGAAGUACGUCCUCCAUCAAAAUACAACUGCGCGGCGGUUCAUCAGCUGACUACGACGAAGCAUACCACUUCGUCAGGAGGGCAAGGAAGCCCAACCUGAAUGGGGGACCAUCCGCAAACGUCGAGCUAGCAGUAGAUACUGUUGUUGGGCAAGAAAACUCGUAUGGGAAUAUGGACAGCACUACGCUAGCCGGCGUAUACGAGGGGCUGGUAAGAACUACCUACUUAUAA
This is a messenger RNA of Amoebophrya sp. A120, 635 nucleotides long. NCBI's taxonomy places the organism in Eukaryota, Dinophyceae, Syndiniales, Amoebophryaceae. The record is from the annotation of a GenBank genome assembly.